AUGGCUAAGAGGCUCCUCCAAACAAACCUCAAUCACGCCAGGGCUGCACAGGAUAUCCUGUUGCAGUGCUUGGCGGAAAGAGGUGGAGGACUGGCUAUCGCCGCCGACCCAUAUAGGAUCCCCGACGAUCACCCACAUUGGGCCGGGGAUACCUUGGGCAGAGUGGUGAUAGUCAGCCAGCAUGCACGCGACGCCCCGCCGAUGCUCCCGGUGGAGUCCGGCGAGGGCUUCGUCUUGGUCGAGUGGGGAUUCAUUGACGUCCUAGGGUGUUACUUCCCCCCGAGUCUCAGCCGAGGGGAGUAUGAGGCUGCCCUGGAGCGGAUGGGAGAAGCCAUCUACAGGCGCUCUCCCAGACCAAUCAUCGUGGGAGGGGACUUUAACGCUCACGCAGUCGCGUGGGGGUCCCCGACCACGAACUCCAGAGGCCGUCUCACCCUAGAGUGGGCGGCGGGACUCGACUUAGCACUGCUUAAUCGAGGUCGGGUCAGCACCUUCGUGGGUGGCCGCGGUGAAUCCAUUGUGGAUCUCACGUGGGCUUCUCCGGGCGCCCUUGGUAGGGUCAGUGCCUGGAGGAUGGAGGCCGCUCCCCUCGGGGAGCUAACCGAUCACAGGUUGAUCGAGAUGGAGGUGGCCUCCACACCCGCGGAGGUGCGAGCGAGAACCCGCCGCCAAAUAGCGGAGAGGAGAUGGGUCCUCAGAAAGCUCUACCAGGAGGCCCUCGAGGUCUGCCUCACGAUGUCUACGUGGGCUGACGGGGCUGAGGCGGAAUGGUUCUGCGACGCCAUGUCGCUUGCGUGCGAUGCCUCCAUGCUCCGCAGCCGGCCAAGAGCACAGCGCGCUACCUACUGGUGGUCCGAAGAGAUCGCCCAACUAAAGCGGGCGACGGUGGCCACCAGGAGGGCGUUUACGCGCGCCCGACGCCGGGGCGUGGAGGCGGAGGUGGAAGAAACCAUGGCGGCCCUCAGAGACGCCAGAAAGGCGCUGAGGGUCGCCAUCCGCCGGGCGAAGGCUGAGGCCUGGGAGGAGUUCAUCUCAGACCUCACGAGGGACCCAUAA
Messenger RNA from Solenopsis invicta (red fire ant), 1056 nucleotides. RefSeq lists its product as uncharacterized. NCBI's taxonomy places the organism in Eukaryota, Metazoa, Arthropoda, Insecta, Hymenoptera, Formicidae. Gene Ontology annotation, molecular function: catalytic activity. The coding region runs from base 1 to 1056 and encodes 351 amino acids. The transcript has a single exon. The record is from RefSeq and is a predicted model, not a curated record.